AUGGACUCCGAAAUAGAAGAGGAUUCUGAUGUUUCCAUGUCCGAGGACGAGGAUGAGAAGCCCCAAAACACACGCCCAUACAUGGCACUUCUUCAAGGUUUCACAGAAUCUUCAGAGCCGAGCGCCAAAAGACGGAAACUCGAAAGCGGCAAGUCUGAAGGCACUGCCCAGGCUGAUUCCGAGACCGAGUCCGAGUCUGAUGAGUCUGAAGAAGACGAAAAGGAGGGCAAGGAUGUCGACAGAGUUGAGGAGGCCGAAGAUCCGAUGGCCGACCUGGCAGAGGAAGAGGAGCAAAGCGAUGAUGAAGACGACGUCGAUGCCUCGGAUCCGUUCGACAACCACUUCACAACACCCAAUGAAGACUUGACCGUGAAGAGAGUCAAGGCGAUCCAAAAGAGGGACUGGACUUUCAAGCGGACAAUGUCAAAGGUUUCGAAAGCGGUCGUGACGUAUCCUCAGGUGGAAGGUUCAGACGCACCAGCGAUUCCCUCCCCGAUUUCCAGCCUGGACGGCCUCAAACUCAAGCAGAAGCUGAGAGAAACUGCCUCCAAGAAGAUGGCCACACUCGAUCCCCUGCAGCAGGCCAUUGCUCCUACGAUUUUCAACUACAACGACAUUCUGUACGAUAACCGAAACACUCAAAACUCUGAAGGGUUGCGGCAGCUUGUGUGCUUGCAUGCCGUCAACCAUGUCUUCAAGACCCGAGACAGAGUCAUUAAAAACAACUAUAGGCUCGCGAAGGAGGAGAACUCGGACCUCGAGCUCAGAGACCAGGGUUUCACACGCCCCAAGAUUCUCUUCAUCCUGCCGACAAGACAGUCCUGUCUGAAGAUUGUCAACACGAUUGAGGAGCUGUGCGCGCCGGACCAGCGGGAGAACCGCAAACGAUUCGAGGAGGCGUACACCGACGACGACGUCAAGUUCGGCGACGACAAGCCCGCCGACUUCCGUGAGCUCUUCGAGGGCAACGACGACGACAUGUUCCGCAUCGGUAUGAAGUUCACGCGCAAGACGGUCAAGUACUUUUCGCAGUUCUACAACUCGGACAUCCUCCUCGCCAGUCCGCUGGGUCUCCGCAUGGCCAUCGGCGCCGAGGAAGACAAGAAGAAGAUGGACUAUGACUUCCUCAGCUCCAUCGAGAUGGUCGUCGUCGACCAGGCCGAUGCCCAGCUCAUGCAGAACUGGGAGCACGUCGAGUACAUCUUCGCGCACAUGAACCUCCAGCCCAAGGACGCCCACGGCUGCGACUUUAGCCGCGUCCGCAGCUGGUACCUCGAGGACUGGGCAAAAUACUUCCGCCAGACCAUCAUGCUGUCGGCCUUCAACACCCCCGAGCUCACCGAGCUCUUCCGCACGCAGUGCUACAACUGGGCCGGCAAGAUCCGCUUCCAGGCUGACUCCGCGGGCGUCCUCACACAGCUCGGUCUCAAGGCCCGCCAGACCUUUUCCCGCUUUGAGUGCCGGUCCAUCGACAAGGAGCCCGAUGCCCGCUUCGACUACUUCGUCUCGGCCAUCCUCCCCUCCCUCAUCAAGCGCGCCAAGGACACCACUGGCACCCUCAUUUUCAUCCCCUCGUACCUCGACUUUGUCCGCGUGCGCAACUACUUUGCCACGAACCCGGCCGUCGCGGCGCUCUCCUUUGGCACCAUCUCCGAGUACGCCGACGUGCCCGAGGCCUCGCGCGCGCGCUCCCACUUCCUCACCGGCCGGCACAAGGUCCUCUUGUACACGGAGCGCGCGCACCACUUCCGCCGCUACCAGCUGCGCGGCGUCCAGCGCGUCGUCAUGUACAGCCUGCCGGACAACCCCAUCUUCUACCGCGAGAUCGCGGGAGGCUACCUUGCCCGCAGCGAGCAGGACCUCAAGCUGGAGCCCGGCCAGGGCACCGUCCGUGUCAUGUUCUCAAAGUACGAUGUCAUGAAGCUGGAGCGUGUCGUCGGCACGCAGCGUGUGGGCAAGAUGAUCCAGGAGAAGGGCGACACCUUUGAUUUCGUGUAA
Molecule: messenger RNA, 1998 nt
Organism: Colletotrichum spaethianum
Lineage: Eukaryota; Fungi; Ascomycota; Sordariomycetes; Glomerellales; Glomerellaceae
Product: U3 small nucleolar RNA-associated protein 4
Exons: 2
Coding region: 1-1998 (665 amino acids)
Biological process (GO): maturation of SSU-rRNA from tricistronic rRNA transcript (SSU-rRNA, 5.8S rRNA, LSU-rRNA)
Cellular component (GO): small-subunit processome; nucleolus
Molecular function (GO): rRNA binding; U3 snoRNA binding
Source: RefSeq, a predicted model, not a curated record